Eubalaena glacialis (North Atlantic right whale) is the source of this 1875-nucleotide messenger RNA. Its product is annotated as vomeronasal type-1 receptor 1-like. Gene Ontology annotation, molecular function: pheromone receptor activity. Gene Ontology annotation, biological process: G protein-coupled receptor signaling pathway. The record is from RefSeq and is a predicted model, not a curated record. Gene Ontology annotation, cellular component: membrane. Lineage: Eukaryota; Metazoa; Chordata; Mammalia; Artiodactyla; Balaenidae.
GUGGUGGGCUCUCUGUGUGCCUCAAAUGGAACAGCAGGUUGGCAGAGAACAGUUCUCAGUCCAAUCUUGGUGUUAAUUUCCAUUGCUGACAAAAGCUUGGGUGAGAACUCAGGGCUUUGUGGGCCUGAUUUUGUCUGGAUUUCAGAGUUAUUAGAGGGUCCAGACAUCACCUUGAGGAGGGUGGUAUUGUAACAACCUACAACAUGUUUGGGAGCAGCAUGGCUUCAGUGUCUUGUUUUCACCAUAUAUCCCACAUUCCCUGGCACUGUUGAGGGGCAGCUGUUCCUCAGGACCUGCCAAGUGCCAUAUGCCCUGAAGGCCAGAAACUGGUACAGGAGUCACUGGCUGUAAGACUUACUGUGUCUAGGAAGGAAACAAAAUUGAUACAGAAACACUGGGUGUGAAUAAUUGGGAUUGGAGAGACUGCUGCAAAUGAGAAUGGGUAUGCCCAUGCUAAAAACACAUCCAUAAACAUUCAAGUCACUAUUGCUGGAUGAGAUCAUGUAUGGAGAUUGUCAUGCUCUCUGGGGCUGUCUCAUUCUUAUGACCAGGGUCAGUGGCAGAGCAAAGAAUGUAGUUUUCCUCAAUUUCUGUGCCUCCGUGGGCUCUUCAGCUGAUGUCUUUGCUGCAUGGGCAGGAACCCUGGGACUGAGAAUAGAACUGUAGUCAACAUGCAGUAUACUGCACACACUGUACAGUUUGAUUCUUCUGACUACAAUUAAACAUUAUCCCUCAGGUACUGAUGUGAUGGUUUCUACUAACCUAGACUGGGUGAUUAUCUUCCUCACUCAGAUGAAAGUUGGGAUCCUGGGAAACUCCUCACUUCUUUGUUUUUAUACUUUCACUUUGAUCACUGGACGAAGUCUCAGACCCACAGACCAAAUCCUCAACCAACUUGUCCUAGCCAACUGCUUAGUUCUUUUCUCCAAAGGGAUCCCUCAGGAAAUGGCAGCGUUUGGACUGAAAUAUUUUCUGGUUGUUGCUGGAUAUAAACUUGUCUUCUAUUUUCAUAGAGUAGCCAGAGGGGUUUCCCUCAGCACUACCUGCCUCCUUGGUGGCUUCAAAAAAAAAAAACUUUGUCCCAGUAGCUCUAAGUGGAUGGAGCUCAAAAUUAGAAUCCCAAAGUACAAUGGCUUCUGCUGUUCCUCUUGCUGGAUCCUGAGUCUCCUAGUAAAUAUGCAUGUUGCUAUAAAGGUGCAUGGCCCAAGCAACACCAAAAAUAUAAGUUUGGAAAAAGUAUAUGAAUACUGUUCUGGGCCCACUCCAGACAAAUUUACAAGCUUACUGCUGGCAAGCAUAAUAUUUUUCAUUGAUGUAUUUUUGUGUCUCAUGGUCUGGGCUAGUGGCUCCAUGGUCCUUGUCCUGCACAGACACAAGCAGCGAGUCCAACACAUUCACAGCAACAGCCUCUCCCCGAGACCUUCCCAUGAGGCCAGAGCCACACGCACCAUCCUGAUCUUGGUGAGCUUCUUUGUUUUACUUUAUUCUCUUUCCUCCAUUUUGACUUUCUGUGUAGUCCUAAGUGUGAAUCCAGCUCUAUGGCUGCCGGGUCCCUCAGCACGGCCGCCGCCACCGAGUCCCCAAGCGGAGGGGCCACAGCCCAGUGACCAGGUCGGACUCGGCGUGGAUACUCCACGCAGACCGCGGUCUCCCCAGCCCCGAGACCCGCCCCUGUGCAUUGCGCACAAGACCUCCUUCUGUGCCUUCUUGCCCCGUCAACUGACCCCCAACACCACACACCUCGACUUUCUGACGAGCUCCUCAGACUCCACAGCAAUCAAAAUGUCCGCCACGAAGACAGCCCUCUCCCGGAGGUUCGCCCUCCCGGAAACGCACCCUUUCUGGAUUUUCAUUGGAUCAACGUUGCUGCCUUAA